AUGUCCACAGGGGAGGCCGCGGAGACGGCCGAGGCCCGGGAGCCCAGCAGCAGGAUCAAGUUCAGCAGCCCUCGCCAAAUCCCGAUAGUCGGAGUGGUGACGGAGGAUGAGGAAGUGCAGGGUGCCUUCAAGUCUAUGGACCUAAAUCGUGUCAUCAAACUCUUCGAAGAGACUGGUAAAGAUGAUUUGGAAGAAAGACAACUUAAAUCUGUCAAGAAAUUGGUGCAGUGUUAUCAAAAUGGAUUUCCCUUAAGGGAUUUAGCACAGAUAUUUAAAAUUCUGAAUCUGUGUGCAGAAAAAAUUAAAACACAGCCCCAUUUUAUAGAACCUGCAUAUAAUAUCAUAAAAUUAUGUGGCUUGCCAUUUUUGAAAAAGAAAGCAUCAGAUGAAAUAACAUAUGCUGAAGAUACUGCUAAUUCAGUUGGACUUUUGGGUGACUUAAUGAAAAUACAAAAUUCUGAAUUGAGGAUUCAAAUUUGUAAGUGUAUUAUUGACUUUUAUCAUGCAGAACCACCAAAAAAGCAUAUUACAGGUUACCAGCAGGCUAGUUCCUCAUAUAAGAUUAAAAUGGCUGAAGUUGGAGGACUGGCAAAAACAAUGAUCCAGUCUUUGGAGUUGCUUGAAAAUCAACUUGUUGAGAAACUUUGGGUACUUAAAGCUCUGCAGCACCUCUCAACUUCUGAAGUUAAUUGUACUUUAAUGGUGAAAGCACAAGCAGCCAGUGGAAUCUGUGCUCACCUCAACGACCCAGAUCCCUCUGGACAACUUUUAUUUCGUUCAUCUGAAAUACUUUGGAACUUACUGGAAAAAUCUUCAAAAGAAGAAGUCAUACAACAGCUUAGUAACUUGAAAUGUUUGCUGGCUUUGAAGGAAGUAUUUAAAAAUCUGUUUAUAAGAGGCGUUAGUCAUUAUGAUCGUCAGCUUAGAAAUGACAUAUUAGUGAUCACAACAAUUAUAUCUCAAAAUCCUGGGGCACCAAUGAUUGAGUCUGGCUUUACCAGGGAUUUGAUAUUAUUUGCAACAUUUAAUGAAGUUAAAAGUCAAAAUCCUUUGGUAAAAGGUCUUAAACUUUCUAAUUCCUAUGAAGAUUUUGAGUUGAAGAAAUUGCUGUUUAAUAUAAUUGUGAUCUUAUGUAAAGAUUUAUCUACUAUACAGCUGUUAAUUGAUGGCAAAGUUAUUUUGGCUUUGUUUACCUAUGUUAAAAGGCCUGAGAAACACAAAAUACUUGAAUGGUCUGCAGCACAGUAUGAAGAACUACAGCUGCACGCAAUUGCCACUUUGUCAUCAGUGGCUCCUUUUUUAAUAGACGAGUACAUGUUCUAUAGUGGAAAUGCUCAAGUCCUUGAAUUUCUAGCAUGGUGUGAUAAUGAAGAUUCCUUCUUUAGUCAUGGUAACAGUUUUCAUGGUGCAGGUGGCCGUGGCAAUAAGUUUGCCCAGAUGCGUUACAGUUUAAGACUCUUGAGAGCCAUGGUCUACCUUGAGAAUGAUACUAUAAACAAGGAUCUGUGUGAAAAGGGAGCAAUUCAGCAACUAAUAGGAAUCUUUAAAAAUACAAUAAGCAAGUAUAAUGAUAAGGAAGAGGCCAUUCUUCUGGAAAUUCAGUCUGAUAUUUUACUUAUAUUGUCUGGUCUUUGUGAACAUCAUAUUCCUGGGAAGGAAAUUUUUGGAACUGGAGGAGUGGAUAUAAUUCUUCAUGUAAUGAAAACAGACCCCAAGAAGUUACAGAGUGGAUUAGGCUAUAAUGUACUUCUUUAUAGUACACUAGACAGCAUUUGGUGCUGCAUUUUGGGAUGUUACCCCUCAGAGGAUUACUUUCUUGAAAAAGAAGGCAUUUUUCUCCUUUUGGAUUUAUUAGCAUUGAACCAAAAAAAAUUCUGCAAUCUAAUACUUGGAAUAAUGGUUGAAUUUUGUGAUAAUCCCAAAACUGCGUCUCAUGUCAAUGCUUGGCGAGGGAAGAAGGACCAGACAGCUGCUAGUCUUUUAAUUAAAUUGUGGAGAAAGGAAGAAAAAGAACUAGGAGUAAAACGUGAUAAAUAUGGGAAGAUUGUUGAUACAAAGAAACCUCUAUUUACUAGUUUUCAAGAAGAGCAAAAAAUCAUACCACUGCCUGCUAACUGCCCAACUAUUGCAGUUAUGGAUGUUGCUGAGAAUAUCAGAGCAAAAAUUUAUGCUGUGUUGGGCAAACUAGAUUUUGAAAAUUUACCUGGCUUAUCUGCUGAAGAUUUUGUCACUCUAUGUAUCGUACAUAGAUAUCUUGAUUUUAAAAUUGGAGAAAUAUGGAAUGAAAUAUAUGAAGAAAUAAAAUUAGAAAAGCUAAGACCAGUCACCACAGACAAAAAAAUUUUGGAAUCUAUUACAGCAGCAUCAGAAAAUAUUGGAAAGAUGGUUGUUUCUCUGCAAAGUGAGAUGAUUGAAAGCCAAGCACGCCAAGAUGUGCAAAAUGAACAAAAAGUAUAUACAAAAAUACAAGCCACACACAAACAAAGAGAAUUGGCUAAUAAAUCAUGGGGAAAUUUCUUGGCCAGAACAUCAAAUGCUAAAACUUUAAAGAAAGCAAAAAGACUUCAAGAGAAAGCUAUAGAAUCCUCUAGAUAUGGUGAAAGACCACCAAAUGCAAUAUUUCACAGGACAGAUAUUAAAGGCCUUAACGCAACGGUGCCCUCUGGUGGGGUAGUAACAGUGGAAAGCACUCCUGCCCGAUUAGUGGGAGGACCUCUGGCUGAUACAGAUAUUGCUCUUAAGAAACUGCCUAUUCGAGGAGGAGCCUUACAGAAGGUGAAAGCAGUAAAAACUGUGGAUGAGCCAAAGAAGGGUGAUCCCACAUAA
This is a messenger RNA of Budorcas taxicolor (takin), 2826 nucleotides long. It is a transcript of the gene CFAP69, whose product is annotated as cilia and flagella associated protein 69. NCBI's taxonomy places the organism in Eukaryota, Metazoa, Chordata, Mammalia, Artiodactyla, Bovidae. Gene Ontology annotation, biological process: response to odorant; positive regulation of flagellated sperm motility; olfactory behavior. The transcript is spliced from 23 exons. Gene Ontology annotation, cellular component: sperm midpiece; non-motile cilium. The coding region runs from base 1 to 2826 and encodes 941 amino acids. The record is from RefSeq and is a predicted model, not a curated record.